UCGGUCCUAUUUUGAUUCUAAAAUUUUGAAUGACUUUCUAGUUUUUUUUUUUUUUUUCAAUUUAAUAUUGAGCUCACAAAUUUCUCAUUACCAUUGUUGGGAAGGCAAGCCCUUAUGGAAUGUGUUUAGCCCAGCCGAGAUCAUAAGUGAAUCAGAGUUAGUUAAAAGGUUGUAGUUACAAUUACAAAACCGACAUACACAACGACAACAUGUGAAUUUUGAGAUAACGAAAACCUCUACGUAUCGGUAUCGCAAUUCAUACCCUGCUCUUCUUCUCAAAAGAUAGCUGAAACGGGUAAAGAAAAAUGUCGUCUUUGGGUACAUCAAAAGGGGUUUUAGAGAUUGCCAAAUUUGCAUUGUACGUCACCGUUCCGAUCGGGAUGAUGUACUUCUUCGCCAGCAAUACCAAGAAUCUCCAGAAAGUUAUGGGAAAUCGCAAUUAUGUGGUCUAUCCGCCUGAAGCACCACGGCCGCCAUCCCCUGAGGAAAUGAGGGAGAUGGCUAGGGAAAUAGCUCGCAAUAGAAACAAGCAGUGAUGGAUCCCCGAUGAAUGUACUUUAAGACAUUUACUAUUGUAGUCAUAACGAGUUCAGAUACUGCUAGUUAUGACCAGAUCCAUUUGUGGUUCAAGUAAUCAGGUGCAAACCAUCUGUAAAUUUGUUGUGGAAUCAACUGAAUAAGCAGGUCAGAAGUCUCAGCAUUCUACAUUACUUUACUUUCCUCUUUGUUCAUGAAGAUAUGCUAUGAAUAGAGUAGCAGCUUCUGUGGCUACAUGACUUGUAUUUCCUCAGUCUACUUGAUAUAUUUCAACUAGUAGUAAUAGAAGGUGUCUUUGAACACUUAAGCUUGUGUGUAGUGGUACUUUGCCUGUGCGCUGGAGUGUAAUCUCGAUAGCUGAAACUGCUUCUUCCUUUAUGGAAAAGAAUAGACUUAUGUGAUGGAA
Messenger RNA from Salvia miltiorrhiza (redroot sage), 943 nucleotides. RefSeq lists its product as uncharacterized. Gene Ontology annotation, cellular component: mitochondrion. The record is from RefSeq and is a predicted model, not a curated record. The transcript has 2 exons. NCBI's taxonomy places the organism in Eukaryota, Viridiplantae, Streptophyta, Magnoliopsida, Lamiales, Lamiaceae. Gene Ontology annotation, biological process: mitochondrial respiratory chain complex IV assembly. Bases 306 to 536 code for a protein of 76 amino acids.